Messenger RNA from Prorocentrum cordatum, 1709 nucleotides. Lineage: Eukaryota; Dinophyceae; Prorocentrales; Prorocentraceae. The record is from the annotation of a GenBank genome assembly.
AUCAGGCGAUCGCAAACAUGGAUCAAGGGGGCGUGGAUUAGCGACGAGGCCCGUUUCCAUGGGAGAUCGCGGAUUUCCGCCGCCGAGCGAGGCGGCACCGGUCGCAUUUUGGGGAGGGCACCUCCCUGGAUCCACGGAUUUGGCGACCGCGCGACAAAUCCAUGGAUCGCAAAUCCAUGCUUGCGUGCCCCCGAUUCUACCUGGGCAAGCGGGGGUCGGCGGCUCCCGAUUCUAAAGUGCAGUCCUAUUCUUGUGCCGUAUUCUCAACCUCAGGCUUGUGAGCAGAAGCAAGAGACAGGAUACAGAAAAGGUAGCGCAUACACACAGUCAUACAUGCACACAUAUGUAUAUGUAUAUAUAUACACAGAUGUCUCGCUUUCUCUCUAUCUCUCUCUCGAAAGGUUGAGAUCCUCCUGCUGUGCAGAGCAGACCGGGAGGAGUAUGAUCCAUGAGAUCCGUGUGCCGUCUGAGGUCUCAGCUCUCGACGGAGGGUGCGAUUUUCCCAACUUGCUGGGAGAGUGUGGCACCGUACAUUGCUGAAUUCAUUGGUGUUUUCGUCCUGACGCUCACGUUCGUCUACAAUUAUUCAGGAGAUCACACCGACUCGCUCUGGGGCGUCUCCGCGAACGCGUUCAUGAUGAUGUGCUUUGUCUACGCCUUUGGCCACGUGUCCGGGGCGAACUUCAAUCCGUCGGUGUGCAUUGCGCUGUGGCUCUCGGGCCGCUACCGCGCCCCAGUGGCGCUGAAGUUCUGCCUGGCUCAGAUCCUGGGUGCGGUGUGCGCCGCGGUUGUCGCGGUGCAGUCCAUCCACGGCAUCGACAUAGGCCCGAAGGAGGGGUACACGUGGGGUCACGUGCUUCUCGUGGAGUCCAUGUACAGCGGGCUCAUAUGCCUAGUGUACCUGAACUGCGCCGCCUCGAUGAAAUGCAACCCACCAGGCGAUUGGAAUGGCAUUGUGGGUCUGGCGGUGGGCUUCAGCUUCGUAGCCGGCGGCUACGCCUCCAAGCAGGUGGCCAACACUGUAUUCAAUUCCGCCAUAUCCCUGGGCAUCGCCAUCGUCGACUGCCAGGACUACGGCGUCUUCUCGUGGGACGGAUUCGCAUACUUCUUGUACGACCUGCUGGGCGCCGUGAUCGGAGCCAGCUUCUACCGGAUCCUCCGGCCCGCAGAGUCUUCCAGGUCUUUCAACCUGGGCGAGAGGGACGUGAGCGCCAUCAGCAGCACCCUGGCCAGCCAGGUGGCGGCCGAGCUCAUCGGGACGUACUACGUUGUCGUCACGAAGGCGUUGAAUCGGCUCGACGACUCCGAGAGCGCGAGUUACGAGGCAUGGUCCGUGGCAGCGGUGGUCAUGGCGCUUGCGUAUUCCUUCAAGGACAUAUCGGGCGCCUUUUUCAACCCGGCCGUCACUGUCGCCGUCUUCGCCAGCGGCAGGAGGGCCGACCUGACGCUUCGCGUCGUUUUCAUUUACAUCAGCGUGCAGGUCAUGGCCGGCAUGCUCGCCUCGUCGACCUUCGCUGCGGUGCACGGAGUCGGUAUCCAGAUCAGCUUCGGGAACACGUACACCUGGGAGGCUGCAGCGCUCUCCGAGCUGCUGUUCAGCCUCCUGAUGUCCUACACAGUCCUGUCCGCCGGCGUCGCGGUGGACGAGCUCUUGGGCGGCUGCAGGGGCUUCGCCUCGGAGCCAGACGGCGCGGCGCGGAAGUGCAGGA